Volvox carteri f. nagariensis is the source of this 1087-nucleotide messenger RNA. RefSeq lists its product as uncharacterized. The record is from RefSeq and is a predicted model, not a curated record. The coding region runs from base 36 to 584 and encodes 182 amino acids. Lineage: Eukaryota; Viridiplantae; Chlorophyta; Chlorophyceae; Chlamydomonadales; Volvocaceae. The transcript is spliced from 4 exons.
CUUAAUUAAGGAAUUGUUGUAGCGAAUACACUACAAUGCAGACACUCAUUGUGCAACACCGACUGGUUCGGCCAUCGGUGUUUGGGCAGGUCCACGUUCGAAGCUCCUUUGCAUGUCAAUCAAAAGGAUUUGGUGCUGAGACAAAGGCCCCUCAGAAGCAAGUGCCAAAGGAAGAGGAGGAAGAGGCAGCGACGGCCUCUUCCUCGCCUUCCACGUCGACGGAUAAGGACGCUCUGGCCCUGGAAGCCUUGGAGGCCCGGAUUAGAUCCCGCCGCAAGAAGGUCGAAGCAAAAGUGAAGGUGGUGGCGCCGGCCGUAGACGUUGCUACGGGCAAAGCCCCAGCACCCGCGGAGAGCGAGGGGGAGCGGGCCUACCUAGCCUUCCUCUCCUUCUACUUCCUGGGGGUGCUCUUUCUGGGCCUUGCGCUGGCCGGCUCGGGCUUCCUGCCGGACGAAGUGGAUGCCUGGAUUCAGGACAAGUUGUACCCGUCGUACAGUUGGAUCAUGGUGGGCUUUUUGGGCCUUUCGUCGCUGUACGGGCUGUACAAGACGGGCAAGCUGCCUGGUCAGACGCAGCGGCAGUGAGGUCCCGCAUGUGCCCUCCGGGACAGGGGAGGGGCUCGGCACCGGUUAUCAAUACGGGUGGGUGGUCCUAGCUGGGUGUGGCUAGCGGCUUCAUUGGACUGUGGCAGAGUAGUUAUUGCGGUGGCAAAAUGUUUGUUUCUGUCGUCUAAGGGAGGGGUUUCUACUUUGGUUUAGGACAUCCAGCGUGGCUUUGCUGGGGACGGGGCCGUAUAUGGACGCUGAGUCUGGCUGCAUGUACGACAGAACGCCAUGACGGUGGAAGGGGCUGGCGAUGCCAGCCGCUAGGUGUUAUGUUUUUGCAAGAAGCUGUCCCUCUCUGGACACACGGCCUGGUAUGGCAAUUUUGGCGGCAGCACAUUAUAUGGUUGACGGGAGGUUUCCCUUCGCCCUGGGAGAAUUGGGUGCUUGUGUUUAAUGUAAGUGUUAAAGACGGGACGAGAAAGUGACGUCUCGUGUCCAGAGUUAGUGGACAUGCAUGUUCUGUUGAGGUACACGCGUCCAUC